UGGGGAUCUCUACAAAUCCCGCAUCAGCCCUUUUACCCCAAGGAAGUUCAGACCUCGCCGUGAUUGACUUCUAAAGACUCAUGGUACCUGUGGAAGAAGCCCAAAAGAAGAGGAAAAGGAAAGUAAAGGAGUCAGGAAUGGCUCUCACUCAGGAACUGUUGACAUUCAGGGAUGUGGCCAUAGAAUUCUCUCAGGAGGAGUGGAAAUGCCUGGACCCUGCUCAGAGGGCUUUGUACAGGGACGUGAUGUUGGAGAACUACAGGAACCUGGUCUCCCUGGGAUUCUCUCCUUUUGACCUGAGUGUUAUCUCUUUGUUGGAGCAAGGGAAAGAGCCCUGGACUGUGAAGAGCCAAGUGAAAAUAGCAAGAAACCCCAGUGGGUGGGAAUGGAUCAAAGGUGUGAACACAGAUAUCUCCCCUAAAUGUGUGAUCAAGGAAUUAUUACCAAAACGGAACAGCAAUACAGGAAAAGUAAUCCAAAAAGUGAUGCUGGGAAGACAUGAAAAUCAUGACAUUGAAGACUUUUCAUUGGGGGAAUUCCAGAAAAAGAUACGUGACUUUGAGUGUCAGUGGAGAUAUUAUGAAAUGCAUUACAAAGCAGUGUCUAGAACCCAGACAGAAAAUCUCACUGGUAGAAGAGAUCAACGUAAUAGAAGGGAUGUAGGAAACAAACCUAUUAAAAAUCAGAUUGGAUUAAGCUUUCCGUCACAUCUGGCUGAAGUGCAUCCAUUUCAAGCUGAAGGGAAAAUUUAUGAAUGUAAUCAAGUUGAGAAGUCUAUCAACAAUGCUUCUUCAGUUUCAGCACUUCAGAGAAUUCCUUAUAGUGUUAAAACACACAUUUCUUAUAGUGGGAAUGAUUUUAUCCAUUCUUCAUUUUUCACACAAAGACAAAAAUCACACAUUAGAGAAAAACCUUACAAAUGUAAUGAAUGUGGCAAAGUUUUCAGUUACGAGUCACACCUUACAAGUCAUUGGAGAAUUCAUUCUGGAGAAAAACCUUACCAGUGUAAUGAGUGUGGCAAGGUUUUCCGCCAAAAUUCAUAUCUUACACUUCAUCGGAGAAUUCAUACUGGAGAGAAACCUUACAAAUGUAGUGAAUGUGGCAAGGUCUUCAGUUACAAGUCAUCUCUAACAAAUCACUGGAGAAUUCAUACUGGAGAGAAACCUUACAGGUGUAAUGAGUGUGGCAAAGUCUUCAGCCAAAAUUCAUACCUUAAACUUCAUCGGAGAAUUCAUACCGGAGAGAAACCUUAUACAUGUAAUGAAUGUGGCAAGAUGUUCAAUCAGAUUUCACACCUUGCAAGGCAUCGGAGAACUCAUACUGGAGAGAGGCCUUACAAGUGUAGUGUGUGCAGUAAAGCAUUUGGUGAGCGUUCAAGCCUCACCACCCAUCAGGUAAUCCAUAAUGUUGAGAAACCUUAUGCAUGUAAUGAAUGUGGCAAGGUCUUCAGUCACAAGUUAUCCUUAGCAAAUCAUUGGAGAAUUCAUACAGGAGAGAAACCUUACAAGUGUAGUGAAUGUAGGAAGGUGUUCAAUCAAUAUUCACACCUUGUAAAACACCGGAGAAUUCAUACUGGAGAGAGACCUUACAAAUGUAAUGAGUGUGGCAAAGCCUUUAGUGUGCGUUCAAGCCUAACUACCCAUCAGGUAAUCCAUACUGGAGAAAAACCUUACAAGUGCAAUGAGUGUGGCAAGGUAUUUAGUUAUAGGGCAGAUCUUGGAAGUCAUCGGAGAAUUCAUACUGGAGAGAAGCCUUACAAAUGUAAUGAAUGUAGCAAGGUGUUCAGUAAAUAUUCAUACCUUGCACAACAUAAAAGAAUUCAUACUGGAGAAAAACCUUACAUGUGUAAUGAGUGCGGCAAAACCUUUAGUGGACUUUCAAACCUAAUUACCCAUAAGGCAAUUCAUACUGGAGAAAAACCUUACAAAUGUAAUGUGUGUGGCAAGGUCUUCAGCCAGAAUUCACACCUUGCAAGUCAUCACAGAAUCCAUACUGGAGAGAAACCUUUCAAAUGUAAUAAAUGUGGCAAGGUCUUCAGUCAAAGUUCAAACCUUUCAAGACAUCAACGAAUUCACAGUAGAGGGAAACUUUACAAAUGUAAUGAAUGUGGCAAGGUCUUCAGUCACAGUUCACUCCUUGCACAACAUCAGAGAAAUCAUUCUUUAGAGAAUCCUUACAAGUUCAGUAACUGGCAAACCUCAAAAGUUUAGGCAUUAAUCAACAUCAGGGAGUCCAUACUAAAGAAAAAUCAUAUAAAUGUAGUAGUGC
Messenger RNA from Cynocephalus volans (Philippine flying lemur), 2268 nucleotides. RefSeq names its product zinc finger protein 347-like. Bases 81 to 2210 code for a protein of 709 amino acids. The record is from RefSeq and is a predicted model, not a curated record. Gene Ontology annotation, cellular component: nucleus. Gene Ontology annotation, biological process: urogenital system development; regulation of transcription by RNA polymerase II; embryo development. The transcript has 5 exons. Gene Ontology annotation, molecular function: RNA polymerase II transcription regulatory region sequence-specific DNA binding; DNA-binding transcription factor activity, RNA polymerase II-specific. Lineage: Eukaryota; Metazoa; Chordata; Mammalia; Dermoptera; Cynocephalidae.